This is a messenger RNA of Cucumis melo (muskmelon), 1124 nucleotides long. RefSeq names its product pathogenesis-related thaumatin-like protein 3.5. The record is from RefSeq and is a predicted model, not a curated record. The transcript is spliced from 3 exons. The coding region runs from base 141 to 1016 and encodes 291 amino acids. Gene Ontology annotation, cellular component: extracellular region. Gene Ontology annotation, biological process: defense response. Lineage: Eukaryota; Viridiplantae; Streptophyta; Magnoliopsida; Cucurbitales; Cucurbitaceae.
UCACUCUCCCUUUCUUAGCACCUACUCUUCUUCUUCCUCCUCCUUUCUUGAUCCAUAACUUAUCUUAUAUAAGCUUCACAUGUCUUCUCUUUCCCUCCACUAUCAACUAGCUUCUUAGAAAAGGGUUCACACCCACGUUAAUGGCUAUAUCCAUUCCCAAAACUUUCAUCUUCAUUCUCAUUUUCAUCUUUUUUACGGGGCCUAGGGUUUUGGAAAGUACAAGAACAUUCACCAUUGUUAACACAUGCAAAGAUACAAUAUGGCCUGCCAUAACUCCCGGAGGAAACAUCACUGGUGGUGGAUUUUCUUUGAAGCGUGGCGAAUCCGCCGUCUACACCAUUCCCGACUCAUGGACCGGUCGGAUAUGGGCACGAACAGGUUGUGACUUCGACAAGAAUGGGAAUGGAAAAUGUCGGACCGGGAGUUGCGGGGAAGUGCUGAACUGCACAGGUCCUGGAAGCCGUCCUGCCACCCUUGCGGACUUCACCCUUGGCUCUAUAGAUUACUAUGAUGUCAGUGUUGUGGAUGGCUUCAAUCUUCCUAUAGCGAUACAGCCGUCGGGUGGAAAAGGAAACUGCAGCUCCGGGGGUUGCGAUGGAGACUUGAGAGACAACUGCCCACAAGAGCUGGCGGUGAAGGAGGAGGGGAAGGUGGUGGCAUGUCGGAGUGCGUGCGACGUGUUUCAUACCGGGGAGUACUGUUGCACGGGUCAAUUUGAUAACCCGAUGACAUGUUUACCAACAAAUUAUUCGAGGAGUUUCAAGCAAGUUUGCCCAGCGGCUUAUAGUUUUGGAUAUGAUGAUCCUACAAGCAUUUUGACUUGUUCUUCAGCCGAUUAUGUUGUUGCCUUUUGUGCAACUAGGAAUCAAAAGGUUUGCUCUUAUGAUGACAAGCACCUAAAAUGCAAAGUGGAGAGCUCAAAGGCCUCAACAACGUUACCAACAAUCUCCCAAAGAUGGCAAAGCUUCAUCUUCACUUUUCUCUUCAUUUUCAUAUUAUUUGGAAUUUUGUUCUAGUAUGCUCAUUUGUUAAAUAUAAUUUCAUUUACCAAAUUUAUUCUUUUUCAAUUUUAGUUCAAAUCAAGAAAAUGCAUGAGAUACUUACCCCUAUUUGUUUCACAUGUA